Messenger RNA from Tinamus guttatus (white-throated tinamou), 806 nucleotides. The record is from RefSeq and is a predicted model, not a curated record. NCBI's taxonomy places the organism in Eukaryota, Metazoa, Chordata, Aves, Tinamiformes, Tinamidae.
ACGGGGGCCUCGGCGCCUCUCGUGCGUGCGGUGCUGCCGCCCCUCGGAGCAGCCCGUCCCCGUCACCUCCUCGCGCUACACGAGGAUGAGCAAUGACCCUGCCUACUCGCUUCCCAAAGUGCAGCCCACGAUAGAUAUCACCAUCCUCAAAGGUGAGAAGGGUGAAAUGGGAGAAAAAGGGUACCCCGGAGCAGUGGGAAAGGAAGGAGAGAGAGGCCUACGUGGCUUUAAUGGACGAAAGGGCCAAAAAGGCCAGCCUGGUCCACAAGGCCAUUCCUGCAAGCAGCUCUAUGCUGCUUUUUCAGUGGGUCGCAGAAAACCCCUUCACAGCUCAGACUAUUUCCAGCACGUCACUUUUGACAUGGAGUUCGUGAACCUCUACAAGCACUUCAACAUGUUCUCGGGGAAGUUCUUCUGCUACGUGCCGGGAAUCUACUACUUCAGCCUCAACGUCCACACCUGGAACUUCAAGGAGACCUAUCUGCACCUGAUGAAGAACGAGAAAGAGGUGGCCAUCCUCUACGCGCAGCCCAGCGACCGGAGCAUCAUGCAGAGCCAGAGCCUGAUGCUGGACCUGCAGGAAGGAGAGGAGGUCUGGGUGCGGAUGUUCAAGCGAGAGCGAGAAAAUGCCAUCUACAGCGAGGAGGCCGAUGUUUACAUCAUCUUCAAUGGCCAUCUCAUCAAGCCAGCCGUAGAGUAGCUCUUCUUUGGCUUUGGGCUCCAAGCUUUGGUAGGGAUUUUGUCAGCUGCAUUAACGUUUUCCCUCUUAGAAUUGCGUUGUCUAGCUCCCUUGGAAGGACUAUGAC